AUGGGCCGAUAUGAGCAGAAACAUUCCAGCAUUCCGAUAUCGGCCUCAGCUGGUUUACAGAGCGUGAUAUACGACAAUAGCACCCCAGGCGCAUCACGUGAUCCCUCCAUGGUCUGGUUGAUUGAUGUAGUGGUUAUCAUUCCAGAUUUUGAGAAGUUCAGCAGUGAAACUGUGAACGAGAUUAAAAAAUUCUGGCAACCCCGGUUCGAAUCCGGGAUCGACCUCGCUUGUCCCAUGCUCCUCUCGCGUGCAGAAUUGCCACUGGGCCCGGGGUAG
Sphaerulina musiva SO2202 is the source of this 276-nucleotide messenger RNA. RefSeq lists its product as uncharacterized. The coding region runs from base 1 to 276 and encodes 91 amino acids. The transcript is spliced from 2 exons. NCBI's taxonomy places the organism in Eukaryota, Fungi, Ascomycota, Dothideomycetes, Mycosphaerellales, Mycosphaerellaceae. The record is from RefSeq and is a predicted model, not a curated record.